AUGGCGUCUGAAAACCAAAGCACAGUUUCUGAGUUCAUCCUCAGUGGCCUCUCUCAGUCAUUUCAGUUGCAGGUCACUUUCUUUUCUCUGUUUCUAGUCUUGUACUUGAUAACUUUGUUAGGGAACUCUCUCAUUAUUACUGUGGUCAAUGCAGACAAACACUUCUGUUCCCCAAUGUAUUUCUUCCUCAGCAACUUGUCAUUUUUGGACUUGUGUUACUCCACUGUCACCAUUCCUAAGAUGCUUAGCCAUGUCUUUUUGGAAUAUAAGACCAUCACUUUUAAUCAAUGCAUUUCUCAACUAUUUUUUCUGCAUUUAUUUGGUGGCACAGAGUGCUUCUUAUUGACUAUAAUGGCCUAUGAUCGUUACGUGGCGAUUUGCAACCCACUAAUGUAUCACAUUGUAAUGCAUCAAAGGUUCUGCUUCUGGCUGAUGGUAUCUGUCUGGCUAGCUGGCUUCCUGCACUCUUUCACACAAGCAUUUCUGACCUACCAGUUACCUUUCUGCGGUCCUAACAGAAUAAACCACUACUUUUGUGAUGUACACCCACUCUCUGUGCUGGCCUGUUCUGACACAUAUUUCAUUGAUAUCUUUAUUGUAGCUAAUAGUGGAAUGAUCUCUCUCAGUUGCUUUGUAGUUCUCCUGUUCUCCUACAUUGGAAUUAUUGCAACCAUUUUAAAAAUGCCCUCAGCUGAUGGGAGGAGUAAAGCUUUCUCUACAUGUGCUUCCCAUGUCCUAGUUGUCACAUUCUUUUUUGGACCGUGUGUUUUUAUAUACUUAAGACCGCCUGUCAAUUAUCCAGCAGAUAAGGUGGUAUCUGUGCUCUACACAGUACUGACUCCUCUAAUGAACCCCAUUAUUUACACGUUAAGAAACCAAGAUAUGAAAAAAGCAUUAAAAAAACUUCUACGAGGGAAGAUGACCUUCAAAGGUCUAUCCAACAUAGAUAUUAAUGACUAA
Molecule: messenger RNA, 960 nt
Organism: Spea bombifrons (plains spadefoot toad)
Lineage: Eukaryota; Metazoa; Chordata; Amphibia; Anura; Pelobatidae
Product: olfactory receptor 1509-like
Exons: 1
Coding region: 1-960 (319 amino acids)
Biological process (GO): G protein-coupled receptor signaling pathway
Cellular component (GO): membrane
Molecular function (GO): olfactory receptor activity; G protein-coupled receptor activity
Source: RefSeq, a predicted model, not a curated record